This is a messenger RNA of Gadus chalcogrammus (walleye pollock), 1765 nucleotides long. RefSeq names its product oxytocin receptor a (gene oxtra). Gene Ontology annotation, molecular function: vasopressin receptor activity; oxytocin receptor activity; peptide binding. The transcript has 2 exons. The coding region runs from base 487 to 1668 and encodes 393 amino acids. The record is from RefSeq and is a predicted model, not a curated record. Gene Ontology annotation, biological process: regulation of systemic arterial blood pressure by vasopressin; G protein-coupled receptor signaling pathway; maternal process involved in parturition. Gene Ontology annotation, cellular component: membrane. NCBI's taxonomy places the organism in Eukaryota, Metazoa, Chordata, Actinopteri, Gadiformes, Gadidae.
UGAAUGCUGAGGGGCUUCCGUUUUUUGAAGAAAUAUUUCAGAAACAGCCGUUUUUUCGAUUUUCGAUUCCACUUACUCCUUUUGUUGCUUGUGAUUUGCACUUCUGUUUUCGAGAGAAUAGUGUAUUUACAGUCAUGCAAGGUGCUGCUUUAUUAUAGUUUACCACCUAAAAAACAAGUUGGUACUUUUUUUAUUUACAACAAACUUGUUCAGAUAUUUUUACCCGCUUACAUUAUCUAUUCCAGUGAUUGCACGGCUCUUCGUCGUCUCUACCAUUCCUCCAACGCCGAGAAAGUGUUUACUGAUGAGGAAACGAAUGGCACGACCCCUUCUGCGACCAGUUCAUAUUGAAACCAGUUAAAAUCCCCACAGUCAGUGUGACAUUGCCCUCUCUGGUCCGCGGCUCGUCCGGAUGAUCUCUGCAGCGACCGCAUGACUCCAGGAGCCUGACGCACCGGCGGACCCAGCGGACACGCACACGAGACCAUGGAAUUAACAUCAAAUGAUAGUGACUUCUGGCAAUUCAACGAAACGUGGAGGAACUCCAGCCUCGGCCAUGUGGCCCCUAAGUUAAACCAAACGAACCCUUUGAAGCGCAACGAAGAGGUGGCCAAGGUGGAGGUGACCGUGCUCGCCCUGGUGCUCCUGCUGGCGCUGAUCGGGAACCUGUGCGUCCUGCUGGCCAUCCACACCACCAAGCACAGCAAGUCGCGCAUGUACUACUUCAUGAAGCACCUCAGCAUCGCCGAUCUGGUGGUCGCGAUCUUCCAAGUUCUCCCUCAACUCAUCUGGGACAUUACUUUCCGCUUCUACGGACCUGACAUUCUGUGCAGACUGGUCAAGUACUUCCAGGUGGUCGGGAUGUUCGCGUCCACCUACAUGUUAGUGUUGAUGUCCAUAGACAGGUGCCUGGCCAUCUGCCAGCCCCUGCGCUCCCUGCACCGGAGGAAAGACCGUUUUUAUGUCAUCCUGUCCUGGUUGAUGAGCCUCUUUUUCAGCGCGCCACAGAUGUUCAUCUUCUCCCUGAGGGAGGUAGGGAGCGAGGGGUCGGGCGUGUAUGACUGCUGGGGGGACUUCGUGCAGCCUUGGGGAGCCAAGGCCUACAUCACGUGGAUCAGUCUGACCAUCUAUAUUAUUCCUGUGACCGUCUUAAGUAUCUGCUAUGGAUUAAUAAGUUUUAAAAUAUGGCAAAACUUUAGGCUUAAAACCAAGCGAGACCACGGCAUUAACCUCACGCCCCGGAUCUCCAAGGCGAACGCCAUCUCCCGGGUGAGCAGCGUUAAGCUCAUCUCCAAGGCGAAGAUCACCACGGUCAAAAUGACCUUUGUGAUCGUGCUGGCUUAUAUCGUGUGUUGGACCCCGUUUUUCUCCGUUCAGAUGUGGUCUGCGUGGGAUCCAGCAGCGCCCAGAGAGGCCAUGCCCUUCAUCAUCUCCAUGUUGCUGGCCAGCCUCAACAGCUGCUGCAACCCCUGGAUCUACAUGUGCUUCGCGGGCCACCUGUUCCAGGACCUCAGGCAGAGCUUCGUGUGCUGCCCCACGCGCUACCUCAAGUCGGCCCGCUGCCAAUGUGAGAGGGACUUUGAGUCCAGCCACAAGAGCAACUCCUCCACCUACGCCAUCAAGAGCACCAGCAGCCAGAGGAGCGUCACUCAGACGUCUAACACAUAGAGCCUCCGCCUCCCUCCACCACCACCUCCACCUGUAAACCCCGUCUCACCGUUCCACGCCUGUGCGCCCUCGACAUAACCCAGGCAGUAAGAUGCUG